UUUAUGGAUCCUGAUGAAUUAUCCUACACAGAAAUGGAAUCAUCUUCGACGAAAUCAGAUGUAGUUGGAAUUACUGCAAACGAAUUGAGUGGAGUUUCUUGUGGAAAUUGUGAUUCUGAAGUCUAUGGAACAUCAGUAAAAUCGCUGGACUAUCACGUGGCCCAUUUGAAAUCUUCAAAAAGGAAGAUAAGAUCAAUUACAUUGUGGAUUGUUAAACUAAAUGAUGAUGACCAGGUUGUUGUCGAAGGAAAUUUAGAAUGUGGUACGAGAGUUCGAACUAAAUCAAUAGCGAAGAGAAUCACCUCGUCAAGGAUUUUAUCCAAGUUCAAACAUGCCUAUCACCUAAUCGGAAACAUGGCUGAUUUACAAUGUGAACUUCCAGUAUUUGUUCGCCGCAAAUUUCAUCACGGUUUUCCAGAAGAUUGGGAAGCUAUUAUUAGCAUUUGGAAGAGCUUCAUUAUUACCUCUGAAUGCAACGAAGCAACACGAUCAUUGUGUACGCCCGAAGGUCUCUUUGUCAAUGAAAAGCUCACUAUUGAUGGUUUCAAUGAAAAUUCUCGUUUUAUUCAAGACGUCUCUAAAGGUACAAGGGUGGAUGAGCCGACGUACCCUAUGAACAAAAAUGGUACUAAUGGAAGCAUCAGUGAACAUUAUCAGAAUGAUAAACUGGUUGAUUCACUUGCCGAAACAGAGACCGGCAAGUCAAUUUUGGAUCAUGAUGUGUGUGACAAAAUAUCAAGAACACCAAAUUAUACCAAGCAGCUCACAGCAUGGACACCACUCCUGCAAUUUGGUGACAAUGCAGGAUGCUACUUGUCCUUUAGGGGAACGUUGCUGAGUUCAAUGGGUCAUGCUGUAAACAGGAAUCAUGUAACAGGUAUUGUUCGUCGAAGAAUUUCUCCAAGGAUCAUUGAAACCAUUAAUCAAGAAUUUUAUGAAUUGAUGGGCGAUCUCAACAACACUAAACAUAGUAUUCCUAAGGAGUUAAUUUUGUGGUGUCGCAAUGGAUGUCCAAAGCAAAUAAAUUUGUUUUGUGAACAAUGGAGAUUAUUGAAAAGUGAUGAAAUAGAAUCUUCUAAACGUUCAGUUAGCGAUGGAAAACUGAAAGACGAAGACAAUGAUGUUUCGCAUACAAAUCAUCAUAAGGAAUCAGGCAGUUAUAGCAAAAAGGUUCAUGCGUUGUCACCUAUGCAAACUCCAAAAAACAGGAUUAAAAGAAAAAGAAUCUUGACAGACUUAAAUGAUAACAGAGACACCAAUAAUUCAAUCAUCAACUACACGACUUCUAGCAAAAAAGAAGCCAGCAAAACAUCGACUAGCACUUUGCAAGUUAGCAGUUUGUCCAAAAUAAGACGAAAACUUUCAACUUACGGCUUCGAAAACUCCAAGGAGGAUACAAAUAUUGCAGAUAUUGACUUGGAUGAGAAUUUCAAGUCAAUGGAAGAAAUCCGUCCAACUACUAAACACAAUACAAAGCAUCAGCGAUUGCCGUUGAGUCAAGAACCAGUUAUAUCGUACAUUUAUCAUGAAAGUUUUGAAGUCAACGACAACGAUUUGUCUGAUGGUGUGUAAAAUAUGGUAUCAAAUCAUUUUAUUCAUUUUAUUUAUCUACGUAUGCAUUUAGCUACGGAAAUAAUUGUAACGCUUAUUCCAUUGACAUGUCAAGGAAUAAUAUGGUAGCAAAUAUAGGACGUCUUUCAAUCUAAAACAAUAGAUAUAUUCCACGCUAUCAAGAGCACGCACACAUCUAGGCAAGUCUUUGUAUACAUAUAAUAACCGAAUUCAUUAUUUUUUUUUUAAGCUAAACGAAUGUAAAGUCCCAUUACAUGACCAAUACACCCAUGUUACGUGCUCCCACAUAAUAUUAACUUAUUUAUAUUACUAUUAUUAAUCGUACCAUUAUUACUGUUACCAUUAUUGUUAUUCUUAUUGUUACUACUUAUCAUUAUUUACUUUUAUAUA
Diprion similis is the source of this 1962-nucleotide messenger RNA. RefSeq lists its product as uncharacterized. The transcript has 9 exons. NCBI's taxonomy places the organism in Eukaryota, Metazoa, Arthropoda, Insecta, Hymenoptera, Diprionidae. The record is from RefSeq and is a predicted model, not a curated record. The coding region runs from base 4 to 1572 and encodes 522 amino acids.